This is a messenger RNA of Colletotrichum orchidophilum, 615 nucleotides long. RefSeq names its product isochorismatase. The coding region runs from base 1 to 615 and encodes 204 amino acids. The transcript has 2 exons. The record is from RefSeq and is a predicted model, not a curated record. Lineage: Eukaryota; Fungi; Ascomycota; Sordariomycetes; Glomerellales; Glomerellaceae.
AUGCCCGGCACAGCGAAUCGCCGCCUGCAACGGCCGGUCAUUUUCGUCUGCGAUCUCCAAGACAAGUUCCGCAACGCAAUCUUUGAGUUCGACAAGGUCGUCAAGACAAUCUCCAAGCUCCUCCGCGCCGCCGAGACUCUCGAGAUCCCCGUCUACACGACGACCCAGAACCGCGCCCGCCUCGGCGACACGGUCACGGAGCUCGCGCCCUUCCUCCAAGAAUCGGAGCGCGUGCGCCCGCCCGUGGACAAGACCAAGUUCAGCAUGUGGGUUCCCGAGAUCGCAGCGCAGUUUGAGGGAAAGGGCGGACACGAGGUGCUGAUUGUGGGGAUUGAAUCGCACAUUUGCGUCACGCAGACGGCGCUGGAUCUGUUGGCCGGGGGUCACAGGGUGUAUGUGCUGGCGGACGGGGUGAGCAGCUGUAACCGCGAGGAGGUGCCGAUUGCGCUGGCGAGGUUGAGGCACGAGGGUGUUGUUGUCACGACGAGUGAGAGCAUUAUUUACGAGAUGAUGGGGGAUGCGGCGAGGCCCGAGUUUAAGAGUAUUGUUGGGCUGGUCAAGGAUACGGGGAAGGAUACCAAGGAGGUUUUGCAGGCCUUGGCGCCCAAGAUUUAG